CUAUAAAAGGAGGCAUCGUGGACACCAGUUGCUCCAGUAACACACAAGAUGAUAACAACAAUGGAUAAGAUGGAAGAGAAAAGCAGCCAUGUCAAAAGACAAAGGGGUGGCAUGAUCACUAUGCCUUUCAUAUUUGCUAAUGAGGCCAGCGAGAAGUUGGCCGUGGUAGGUUUUGGCACUAAUAUGAUCAGCUACUUAACAACACAGUUGCAUAUGCCAUUAACACAAGCAGCUAACACUCUCACCACCUUCGGAGGAACUGCAAGCUUGACACCCCUCAUCGGAGCCUUUAUGGCCGACUCAUUCGCCGGCCGCUUCUGGACUUUAACAGUCGCUUCCAUCAUCUAUCAAAUUGGAAUGAUUUCUUUAACAGUGUCAGCAAUUCUUCCGCAACUGAGGCCACCGCCGUGUGAAAGUGAACAAGUAUGUCAACAGGCGAACACUGGACAGCUCACAAUCUUAUAUGCAUCUCUCCUACUUACAGCUCUCGGGGCGGGUGGAAUCCGACCCUGUGUGGUGGCGUUCGGGGCUGACCAGUUUGAUGAGACAGACCCAAAACAAGAAGGAAAGACUUGGAAAUAUUUCAAUUGGUACUAUUUUUGUAUGGGAGCUUCCAUACUUGUGGCUGUGACAGUGAUUGUUUAUAUUCAAGAUAAUAUCGGUUGGGGGUGGGGCCUUGGUAUCCCAAGCAUUGCAAUGUUCAUUUCAAUUAUUGCUUUCAUUUUCGGGUACCCGCUUUACCGAAAGUUGGAUCCAGCUGGGAGUCCAUUUACCCGCUUGAUACAAGUCUCUGUGAGUGCAUUUAGAAAGAGAAAGCUGGCUAUGGUUUCCGAUCCUAAAUUGCUGUACCAGAAUGAGCAGCUCGAUGCUUCCAUUUCUCUCGGUGGAAAGCUUCUCUAUACUGAACAUAUGAAGUUUCUCAGUAAAGCAGCGAUUGUGACUGAAGAAGACAAUCGGAAAACUCCAAAUCUUUGGAGACUAAACACAGUCCACCGUGUGGAGGAGUUAAAGUCUCUAAUCAGAAUGGGGCCAAUUUGGGCAGCAGGAAUUCUCCUGAUCACGGCUUAUGCACAACAAAGCACAUUCUCCUUGCAACAAGCCAAAACCAUGGACAGGCACCUCUCUAAGUCCUUCCAAAUCCCUGCUGGCUCCAUGUCAGUCUUCACCAUGGUCUCUAUGCUCUCUACAAUCGCUUUAUAUGACCGCAUUUUAGUCCCCAUUGCCAGGAAAUUCACCGGCCUCGACCGCGGCAUCACCUUCUUGCAUCGCAUGGGGAUAGGCUUUGUCAUAUCAAUAUUAGCCACUCUUGUUGCCGGCUUCCUUGAAGUGAAGAGAAAGAAUGCAGCAUUUGCACAUGGGCUCACUGAUAAACCUCAUACAAUUAUUCCCAUCUCAGUGUUGUGGCUUGUGCCGCAGUAUAGUCUUCAUGGGAUAGCUGAAGCAUUUAUGUCAAUUGGUCACUUGGAGUUCUUUUAUGACCAAGCACCAGAAAGCAUGAGGAGCACGGCUACUGCAUUAUUUUGGACAUCGAUUUCAGCAGGGAACUAUAUUAGUACGGUUUUGGUGACUCUGGUGCACAAGUUUAGUGCUGGAGCUGAUGGAUCAAAUUGGCUGCCGGAUAAUAACUUGAACAAGGGAAAAUUGGAGUACUUCUACUGGCUGAUCACAUUGAUGCAAGUUGUUAACCUUAUUUACUAUUUGUUUUGCGCCAAGAUGUAUACUUUUAAGCCCCUUCAGAUCCACAACAAAGAAACUGACUCUGAAGAUGGAGUAGAGCUUGCAAGCAAGGUUUAGUUGCAGCCUCAUUAAGUAGUGAUCAACCUAGCUCGAUGUAGAGCACUCGAGGCUAAUGUACUCUCUAAAUAAUAUGCAUGUAAAAUUAUCAUAUAGAAAUUUGUAUACUUAAACUUUUGUAUUAUCUUUACGUGUUUUGAAUACAAGGAGUAUAUUUUCUCACUAA
Molecule: messenger RNA, 1960 nt
Organism: Mangifera indica (mango)
Lineage: Eukaryota; Viridiplantae; Streptophyta; Magnoliopsida; Sapindales; Anacardiaceae
Product: protein NRT1/ PTR FAMILY 3.1-like
Exons: 4
Coding region: 49-1794 (581 amino acids)
Biological process (GO): transmembrane transport
Cellular component (GO): plasma membrane
Molecular function (GO): transmembrane transporter activity
Source: RefSeq, a predicted model, not a curated record